This is a messenger RNA of Labrus bergylta (ballan wrasse), 1951 nucleotides long. RefSeq names its product myotubularin 1 (gene mtm1). The record is from RefSeq and is a predicted model, not a curated record. Lineage: Eukaryota; Metazoa; Chordata; Actinopteri; Labriformes; Labridae. Gene Ontology annotation, molecular function: phosphatidylinositol-3-phosphate phosphatase activity; phosphatidylinositol-3,5-bisphosphate 3-phosphatase activity. Gene Ontology annotation, cellular component: membrane; cytoplasm. Gene Ontology annotation, biological process: mitochondrion distribution; muscle cell cellular homeostasis; phosphatidylinositol dephosphorylation.
GUCCGGCACGUGACGCGGAGUAAGUUCCUGCUGAGGCUUGAGGGAAACAGAUCGACAUUCAGCCACGGGAGAAUCGCACUUUGCGGCCUGUGAAGCCCCCCUCCCUGAGCGAUGGCCUCACCAGUCUCCGUCUAUAACUCCAACGCCUUGGACACACGCAUCUCCAGUACGUCCAGAGAGUCUCUGAAGAUGGAGCUGCUGUCGGACGUGUCUCUGCUUCCAGGAGAGGAGAGGAUCAUAGAUAAAGACGUCAUGUACAUGUGUCCUUACAACGCAGCAGUAAAAGGAAAAGUGUUGAUCACCAACUUCAGACUCUACUUCAAGAGCUCGGACGCCGACGUUGCCGUCAUGUUGGACGUUCCUCUGGGCGCCAUCAGCCGGGUGGAGAAGAUGGGCGGGGCUUCAAGCAGAGGAGAGAACUCGUAUGGCCUGGAUAUCACCUGCAAGGACAUGAGGAACUUGAGGUUUGCGUUGAAGCAGGAAGGUCACAGCAGGAGAGACCUAUUUGACCUCCUCUUCAGACACGCCUUCCCCCUCUCACACGGCCUGCCUCUGUUUGCGUACGUGACUCAGGAGAAGUACGAGGAGAACGGCUGGAGCGUCUACAAACCCAUCGAGGAGUUCAGACGGCAGGGCUUACCCAACAAUAAGUGGCGUAUAACGUUCAUCAAUAAGAACUACGAGCUGUGUGACACCUAUCCCACCGUGCUCGCUGUUCCCUUUAAGAGUAAAGAAGAAGACCUGAGGAGAGUCGCCGCCUUCAGGUCCAGAGCACGCAUACCGGUUCUGUCGUGGAUCCACAGGGAGAACCAGGCGGUGAUCGUGCGCUGCAGUCAGCCUCUGGUCGGGAUGUCGGGUAAAAGGAACAAAGACGAUGAGCGUUACCUCGACCUGAUCAGAGAGGCCAAUGACACCACCAAGCUCACCAUCUACGACGCCCGGCCCAACGUCAACGCCGUGGCCAAUAAAGCGACCGGAGGAGGCUACGAGGGCGACGAGUAUCAGAAUGCAGAGCUGAUCUUCCUGGACAUCCAGAACAUCCACGUGAUGAGAGAGUCCCUGAAGAAACUCAAAGAUAUCGUCUACCCCAACGUGGAGGAGUCCCACUGGCUGUCCAGUUUAGAGUCCACACACUGGCUCGAACACAUCAAGCUGGUCCUGUCAGGAGCCAUCCAGGUGGCCGAUAAGGUGUCAAGUGGAAACUCGGUGGUGGUUCACUGCAGCGACGGCUGGGACAGGACGGCUCAGCUCACCUCUCUGAGCAUGCUCAUGUUGGACAGUCACUACCGCACGCUGCGAGGGUUUCAGGUUCUGAUUGAGAAAGAGUGGAUCAGCUUUGGACACAAGUUCGCAUCAAGGAUAGGACACGGAGAUAAGAACCAUGCUGAUCAGGACAGAUCUCCCAUCUUUGUUCAGUUCAUCGACUGUGUGUGGCAGAUGACCAAACAGUUUCCCACAGCCUUUGAGUUCAAUGAGCGCCUCCUGCUGACCAUCCUGGAUCACCUGUACAGCUGUCGCUUUGGGACGUUUCUCUACAACUGUGAGAGCGCACGAGACCAGCACGAGCUGCGGUUGAAGACUGUGUCUCUCUGGUCUCUGGUCAACAGUAAGAUGGAGAAUUAUUUAAACCCAUUCUACACCCCUGAGUCCGGCAGAGUCCUGUACCCGGUGGCCAGCAUGCGCCACCUAGAGCUGUGGGUGACUUAUUACAUCCGCUGGAACCCCCGUAUGCGACAGCAGCAGCAGAGUCCCGUGGAGCAGCGCUACAAGGAGCUGUUGGCACUCAGAGACGAGUACUUGAAGAAGCUGGAGGAGUUGCAGCUCUCUGACUCGUCCCCCUCUCCACGCCAUGCCAACAGCCCCGGCCCCAACACCUCCCCCUCUCCUUCCUCCCCUCCUUCACAGCAGUACACACACCUACACACUCCCCUCUGAGGGCUGCUCACACACA